UUGAUCUUCUGCCUGUUUUCUCCUUUGUUUCCAUCACUCCGUGCAGUUGUGGAUGUGCACGUGUCUCCGGACAGCGUGACUGAGCGGCAGAGAGGCGGGACAUCGCUGCUCUUCAGGGUCAGACCUUCGUGCCACACGCCGAUGAUGGAGAAGAGGAGGCUGGAUGUGGCGCUGCUGGUGCUCCUGCUGGGACACCUCGCCAUGGCGCUGGAGGUCCCACUAGACCUGCCUCAGCCGCCAACAAUAACUCGCCAGUCCCCCAAGGUUUACAUCAUCGACCCCCGAGAGAACAUCGUCAUACACUGCGAAGCCAAAGGGAAGCCACAUCCCAGUUUCUCCUGGACCAGAAAUGGGACCCAUUUCGACGUUGACGAGGACCCCAAUGUGAACAUAAAGCCCAACUCUGGGACUCUGGUGGUGGACAUCAGCCGAGAGAGGGUGGAGCAUUAUGAGGGGGUGUAUCAGUGCACGGCCAGGAACAAGCAUGGGACGGCUGUUUCAAACAACAUAGUCAUACGACAGUCAAGAUCCCCCCUGUGGUCAAAGGAAUAUAUCAAGCCUAUCGUGGUUCAGGAGGGAGUUUCCCUGGUACUGCCAUGUCGCCCCCCAGCAGGCCUGCCUCCUCCCGUCAUAUUCUGGAUGGACAAUAAUUUUCAGAGGCUUCCUCAGAGUGACAGAGUGUCCCAGUCCCUGAACGGAGACCUCUACUUCUCUAACGUACUCCGGGAGGACUCCAGGAACGACUACAUCUGCUACGCCCGCUUUCCACACACACAAACCAUCCAGCAGAAACAACCCAUCACGGUUAAAGUCCUCAACAUGGAUGCAAUCAAUGACACAAUGGCAGCUUUUUACAAUGACACUGAUUUAUUUAGUGAGCCCCCAGUGGAUGAAAGGAAGCCAGCUUUCCUCAUCCCAUCUGACCCCUCCAGCUCCAAGAUGGUGCUGAAAGGACACGUACUGGAGAUUGAGUGCAUUGCCGAUGGACUUCCCACUCCUCACAUCUCCUGGACCAAAGUGAGUGGUGAUUUCCCAGCCAGGCGCACAACCUUCUUGCACUACAACAAGACCCUGCGUAUUGUCAAUGUGUCGGAGUCGGAUGCAGGAGAUUACCGCUGCAUGGCCAAGAACCAACUUGGCUCCGUGCACAGCAUCAUUCGUGUCGUGGUCAAAGCUGCUCCUUACUGGAUCACUGAUCCUCCCAGAAACCUGGUUCUGGCUCCAGGAGAGAGCAGUUCACUGAUCUGCAGGGCUAGCGGCAUACCCAAGCCCUCCAUCAAGUGGUCAAUGAAUGGCAUCCCUAUAGAGAAUUCACCAAAAGAUGUGAGCAGAAAAGUUGAGGACGACACAGUCAUCUUUACUGACGUGCAGAUUGGGGCCAGCGCUGUGUACCAGUGUAACGUCUCCAAUGAGUAUGGCUACCUCCUGUCCAAUGCUUUCGUCAACGUCCUCUCGGAGUCGCCCCGAGUGCUGACACCAGCCAACAAAAUCUACCAAGUCAUCAAAAACCACCGGGCCCUGAUGGACUGCGCCUCAUUUGGAUCGCCCAUUCCGAAAAUUACAUGGUUUAAGGAGAGUCGCUCCAGCACUCUGGAUGGAGACCCUUACAUUCUCCAUGACAACGGCACUUUAGAGAUUGAUAUAGCUCAAGCCCAAAACAGUGGGAAAUACACCUGUGUGGCCAGAAACCAACUUGGUACUUCUGAGAAUCAUGUCCACCUAGAGGUCAAAGACCCCACUCGCAUCCUGACGCAGCCAAAGUACAAAGUGGUCCAGAGGGGCAGGUCUGUGGUGUUUGAGUGCAAAGUAAAACAUGACGAGUCCCUCAACCCCACAAUGACCUGGCUCAAAGAUGAUGGAGAGCUCCCCGAUGAUGAGAGAUUUAUUGUGGACUCUGACAGCCUCACAAUCACUGAUGUAACAGAGAGUGAUGCGGGGGUGUACACGUGCAUCAUGAACACCACUCUGGACCAGGACUCAGCCAGUGCAGAGCUCACUGUUGUUGAGGCCACGCCAACCCCAGCUGUAGUCUACGAGCGACCCGACCCCCCAACUGACCUGGAGCUGACAGACCAGAAAAAGAGGAGCGUUCAGCUCACUUGGACCCCUGGGGAUGAACAUAACAGUCCUAUUCAGAAAUUUCUGAUCCAGUAUGAAGACACCCUGCACCAUCGUGGUCAUUGGCAUAACCUUACGGAGGUUCCUGGGACCAAGACAACAGCUCACCUCAAACUGUCACCACACGUUCACUACAUAUUCCGAGUGCUGGCCCUCAACGCUGUUGGUUACAGCCAUCACAGCGCCCCCUCUCGAAUGUACAAGACAGAUCCCGCAGCCCCAGAUGAGAAUCCAACUGGUGUACACGGAUAUGGAACAGAACACAACAAUCUUGUUAUUUCUUGGAAGCCUCUGUCAGGCCUCCAGUCUAACGGUCCAGGGCUUCACUACAAGGUGAUGUGGAGGCAGCAGAGACUGGACAGUGACUGGAGCCAAGUUACUGUGGCCAACAAGUCCAAAUUUACAGUUUCUGGAACGCCCACAUUUGUACCGUAUGAGCUAAAGGUUCAGGCUGUAAACGAAUUUGGAGAAGGACCUGAGCCAGCCGUUGCCAUCGGCUAUUCGGGAGAGGACUUUCCAGUAGCAGCUCCUGAGAAUGUGCAUGUUGUAGUGCUCACCAGCACCCAGGCAAAGGUGUACUGGGAUCCUGUUUCCCCCCAUUUGAUCCGAGGACAUCUCAAAGGAUACAAGGUCUAUUACUGGAGAGAGCACGGCCUCCACAAACACCACCCGGAUCACACAGGGAAACACAGCCUCACCUUCAGCGGGAACCACACCCAUGGCAUGCUGCCUGCUCUGCACCCCUUCAGUCUCUACUCAUUCUAUGUGAAGGUGUUUAACGGCAAAGGAGAGGGCCCCCAGAGCCCAGACCAGCAGUUUAAGACACCUGAAGGAAUGCCGGGACCUCCAUCUUCCUUGGUAGUUACCAACCCAAACAUGGAUUCUCUAACCCUUGAGUGGAAUCCCCCUCAUGAGCAUAACGGUCACAUCACCGGCUACACCCUCAAAUAUCAUACAUUUAAUAACUCCAAUGAACUUGGCACAGAGGAGGAGCUGGCCCUGGCUGCCAAUGAGACCUCAGUCACUUUGCCCAACCUCAAGUACAACACACGCUACAAGUUUUAUUUGAAUGCCAAAACAAUCACUGGACCAGGGCAAGCCAUUUCUCAGGAAGUUGUCACCACUGUGGAUGAAGGGAACCUGCAAACCUCUCAUCCCAUUGCACAGUCUCCUCCACAUCGUCCAACCCUCAAGGCGCGGCCUGCGAGUCCUUUUGCAAACAUUAGUUCCUCGGUUGGAGAAGACGGGGCCGUGAUCAGUUGGGAAUACUGGGGCCCAGAGAAAAACGUAUAUGUAGAGUACAUAGUAGACAGUGAAGGUGAAAAGGACUGGAAGAGUGAGCUUGCGAACGGCUCUCAGAACGUUAAGCUGAAAGACCUAAAGGUCGGCCUCUCCUAUAGGGUGCGCGUGGCGGCCAAGGGUCGCCACGACCAGUCGCUCCACCACUCCGAGGAGCUUUUGGUCACGGUUCCAGCUGUUGCCAGCAGACAGGUGGACAUCGCCACUCAGGGAUGGUUCAUCGGCCUCAUGUGCGCCAUUGCUCUGCUCAUCCUCAUCCUCCUCAUCAUCUGCUUCAUUCAGAGGAAUAAAGGAGGGAAAUAUCCAGUCAAAGAGAAGGAGGAUGCCCACACGGACCCAGAGUUCCAGCCCAUGAAAGACGAUGACUGUACUUUUGGGGAAUACAGUGACAAUGAGGACCAUAAACCGUUAAAAGGGAGCCGCACGCCAUCUAACGGGACAGUUAAGAGAGACGACAGUGAUGACAGUUUAGUUGACUACGGGGAAGGAGGAGACGGACAGUUCAACGAGGACGGCUCCUUUAUCGGGGAGUAUAGUGGCAAGAGUUCCAGCAGGGACACUGCCGAGGGCCCCGAGAACUCAGGGGCCCCGUCCCCUGUAAACGCCAUGAACUCCUUGAACUCUUUUGUGUAG
Menidia menidia (Atlantic silverside) is the source of this 4050-nucleotide messenger RNA. The record is from the annotation of a GenBank genome assembly. Lineage: Eukaryota; Metazoa; Chordata; Actinopteri; Atheriniformes; Atherinopsidae.